AUGGUGAUAGACUCAGUCAUACACGAGAUUGGAAAUUAUGGGCUACCUGACUUUACUCAUCUCACGGAUGUGUCGGUCCUAUCCGGAGCCAGGUGGGAUCCUGAACGUGAAUUCGGGGCCCAAAGAACCCCGGAUUUCUUCCCACUUCUCUAUCUGCCAAAUAUCGAACGCAUGGCUAUGUCAAUAAAGAGCUCUUCCGCAUUUAAAUGGCCCACUGCGGAUCUGCCAGAUCCUUCAAGGUUAAAAUCACUUGAUCUAAGGUGCAUCGGAAAGGCAAACCUCGCCGACAUACUCUCGCUUACCAAAAAUCUUGAGAAACUCACCUGGGAAUGGUAUUACGAUUUUGGGUUGGAUGAUGAGUUCAAUAAGCCAAUAGUCGACCUGGAUCAUAUUGCUUGUGCGCUUUCUUGCACUCCUCCAAGCUUGACAGAGAUCAACAUGGCUAUUGUUGGGCUCGGAGGUGGUGAUAAAUCUGAACCAGGGAUACGUAUUGGGGUCAUUGAAUAUAAUGGCCGACUUGCGACAUGUCAAGAGACUCCGAAUUCUAUUGGCCUUCCUUGUCGGCUUUGCUCAAGAUACCACGAACGAUUACAGGACGUGCUGCCACCUAAUAUCGAGAGUCUGACACUUACCUACGACCUAAAUCUCCAAGAAGAUCCUUUCGAAAGUCCAGAUUUGCCCAAAUGGAUGUGGGAAGCAUAG
Messenger RNA from Penicillium waksmanii, 702 nucleotides. RefSeq lists its product as uncharacterized. The coding region runs from base 1 to 702 and encodes 233 amino acids. The record is from RefSeq and is a predicted model, not a curated record. The transcript has a single exon. Lineage: Eukaryota; Fungi; Ascomycota; Eurotiomycetes; Eurotiales; Aspergillaceae.